CUCGUACAAACCCAAAAAACACCCAUGGUCUGUCCUUUGUCCCCACAAGGCCGCAACCUCACAUGACUUUGUUUCUCCAUCCUUUUCAAACUCUAUUACCUAACCAUAUAAAUAUAUGUAUAUAUAUAUAUCCCCCUUCCAUUCCAUCCUUCAUCACUUCUCUCUUAACUCUCCUCUCAAAUCUAAACCCCAAAAGUUUUUUACACCAGAAAUUCAAAGAAGAUGGCUAUCAGGAAAUCAAACAAGUUGCCUCAGACAGCAGCCAUCAAGCAAAUCCUAAAGAGGUGCUCCAGCUUAGGAAAGAAACAAAGCUACGAAGAUGAGCAGGGACUCCCUUUGGAUGUCCCGAAAGGCCAUUUCGUUGUAUAUGUGGGUGAAAACAGAAGCAGAUACAUUAUCCCCAUCUCUUUCUUGAACCGACCCGAGUUUCAGAGCUUGCUUCAUCAAGCUGAAGAAGAAUUUGGGUUUGAUCACGAGAGGGGACUCACCAUUCCUUGUGAAGAAGAUGUUUUCCAGUCUCUGACAUCCAUGCUCAGAUGAUAAAAGGACAAAUUAUAUGAAACAGUUUUUGGAGAAUACGAUUAAGAUGAAGCUGCUUCAUUUCUUCUCUCAUCAGAAUUUCUCCUUCGUAUCUUCUUUUUCCUUUUUUACCAAGUUGUUUAAACUCUAACACGAAAACCCAUAAAUGUUAUUUAAUUUAUGUGUGUUUUUAGACUUGUAUAUCAACUGCCAAUGUA
This is a messenger RNA of Hibiscus syriacus, 737 nucleotides long. Its product is annotated as auxin-responsive protein SAUR50-like. The transcript has a single exon. The record is from RefSeq and is a predicted model, not a curated record. Gene Ontology annotation, biological process: response to auxin. The coding region runs from base 223 to 540 and encodes 105 amino acids. Lineage: Eukaryota; Viridiplantae; Streptophyta; Magnoliopsida; Malvales; Malvaceae.